CGGGCGUCGCGGUAGGAGCGUGCGCCCUAGCGUGUGUGAUGGCGGGCGACGGUGACGGGUGCUGGGCCUUGUGGCGGGCUGAGAACGACCGGCUGGCCCGGCGCUGGCGGAGGGCGGCGCCCUCUCCCGGCUCGGCUCCACCUCAGCAAUUCGCGGAACUGCUGAGGAAGAUUCAAGGGCUCCCCGCUGUCCUCCCGAGCCUUUCCUUGGAGCUGGCCAUCCUCUGCAACGCCCUGCCCUUCGAGAUGCGCCCGCCCGGCGGCGGCCCCCAGCGCGCCUCGGCCUGGAUCGAGCGGGGACUCCGGCGAGUGUUGGAAGCUUUCGCUGCGCCCGAAGAGGGUCUCGAUUGUGGGGAACUCUGGCCGAGGGUCCUCCAGCAGGCCGCGCCCAAGGAGCUCCGGGCCCCCUUGCAGCACCUGGCGGCUCUGCAGGCAGCGUCGUGGCUGGCCGGCCACCAGCUGGAGAGAGCCCGGGAUCUCCUGCUGCUCCUUAACGGUGCCCAGAUCCCAGACCCUUCUUGUGUUGGUUGUGACAGUGAGCUCCUUUCACUGCUGCAGAUGUGGCACCCCCAUGAAAUGGGAGAGUCUGACCCCCUGGUGGUGCAAACCAUCACAGAUUUGAAAGAGACUCUGUGGACUUCAGCUGCCUUCUUGCAAGGUGUUCAGGAGCUGGAAUCUGACAACCCCCACCAUGCCCUUGUCUUACUCCAAGCGGCUGCAUCUGGGCUAUGUUCUAAGCGGGUCCUUGCCCAGAUCUUCACCUUAAUGGGAAGCUGCUACCGGAAAAUAGGCAAGCCACACACAGCGCUGCACCAUCUGAAGCAAGCCCUGGAGAUGGACUCCACCUUCCUGCCAGCCUUGUACCAAGCCGCUCUCGUAUACCACCAACUGGAGCUCACAGAGGCAGAACUGGAAGCUCUGCUGCUGCUUUGUCAGGCUCUGGAGAGUCCUCCACAGGUAACCCUGGAGUCCCACAACCUCCAUUUCCUUAUCCGAACAGAGCUCCUCACCAGCGGAUGCCAUCCGGCUGCUUUCCUUGCCCCAAGCUGCCCGUCAGGAGUGAAAUAUAUGCUGGCCAAGAGAUGUUUGCAGGCAGAGAGGGCAACAGAGGCUGCAGAACAUUACCUGGACCUUCUGGCUCUCUUUCAGGAAGGACUUCUUCCCCAGGUGUCUCAGUGCAGUGAGCUGGCCAUGCCCAGAAUUCCAGAGGUCUUCCUGGAAGCAGCCUCGGCUCUGGAGGAGGCAGCCAGGCACCAGGAGGCCAUCAUGGUGUGCGAAGAGGUGGUCUCCCGCGUAAGCAGGCUCAUCCCGGCCAGGCUGCGCAUUGUGCUGGACCUGAGUUCUGAAGAGAAGGCCAUAGGGGCGGAGAGGUCCCCCUUGGCCAAAUCUCCUGCUGCUGUCCUGGAAGAGCAGAGAGAGAGCCUGCGCUGUGUCCUUUGGCAAGCAGCUGCCCACUUGAUCCAGGGCUGGGCAAGAGCCCAGCUGAGAGAAACCAAGGAAGCCAUAAACAGCUUUAGCAGGUGUCUUAAUGAUCUCCUGAGAGUCCAUUUGGUCAGCACAGGUAUGGACAGAGGCAACUGCAGAACUGAACCAGAAAGGGAGAAGACAGCCAUCCCGGAGGUGGAGCAGCUCCCCCAAAUCAGACUCCUGGCCUUGACGGGAAGAGGGAUCCAAUUUCUGGAGCUGGGGAAGUUUAAACAAGCCUUGAUGGAUUUUCAGUACAGCCUGCAGGUCUCUCCAGACAGCCACACGUCCACCUUGUACUUAUUACAUACCCUCUGGAAACUUGACCGGAAGCAGGAGGUGGUUGCACACUGGCCUAAGCUCCCAUCAGAAUCUGGUCCGAUGGAGGAAAACACAGGAAGAUCUUUCCCACUAUACCUGAGAUCGUGCAUGAAACAGAUGGAGUUUCCUCACAAGGAAUCCUUUGCCAAGGACAUAAAAAGCCACCUUGGGGAAAACGGCCAGGCGCUUUAGUAUUGCGGUGGCUUCUCUCCCCUUGCCAGCCUUCGUCUCAGCUGCUUCUCUCCCUUUCGAAAGAGCUUCUCCAGAGUUUGUGGGAAGAAGAUGAUGCUUUCUGUUUUGAGUUCUCGGGGGCAGGGGAGUGGGAGGGGUGACCUUUCUUAAUGGCUCCCACAUAAAUAUCUGCCAAGGAGCUCUGGCUCAUGGAGCUGACUGGUAUGACUCAGGAGGGCUUCACGCUCAAUGGGAAGUGGAGAAGAGGCCCAGGCACGGAGAACGUGGCUCCCCUUCGUAAUGGAGGAGAAUGGGUGACCCUCAAUGGGCAGCAGUUCAGAGGAACGGUUUCCAGAGCUUCUGGAUCAAGACCAGGAAGAACUUCAAAUAGGCAUCCUGCUGGGGUGAGACCCAUUGAAAUAUGGACAUCGAGCAAAAUGAGUUGUUCUAAAGCAGGCGUCUCCAAACUUGGCAACUUUUUAAGAAUUGUGGACUUCAACUCCCAGAAUUCCCCAGCCAGUGCAUGCUGGCUGGGGAAUUCUGGGAGUUGAAGUCCACAAGACUUAAAAGUUACCAAGUUUGGAGACCCUUGUUCUAAAGUAGCAGACAAAGCAAGACUUCGAGAUGUACCACAAAGAAAGAAGAUUCCUGAAUAUGGAAGUCCUCCUGAGAUCUUUCUUGGUUAAGAUUAAAAGGAGUUAAAAACCAAAUUAGGCCAUUUGGGGAUCUGACUGUAGCCCCCUUCACCCAGGCAGAGGAUGCAAAUGCUUCCUUUCUAAGUCACCUUUCAAGAUCGUUCGAGUGGUAAUAGGAACCUUCAGUUGCCCCAAUAUUUGCUGAAAAAUUAAAGAGUCAAAUUCCCACAGAUUUCUCCUCUCUCUUGAGAACUGAAUGAUGAAUGGAAUGUAAGUACUGUACAUUUACUCCUUACAUCAAGCCAAGAUCUACCUGACCAGUAUUGUUCUCCUAGUGCCUCUCCUCCUAUAUAGGGAAACGAGUGAAGUUUUCCAAAUUAGUGGUCUUGAUAGGCUUCCAUGAUUUGUUUAACCCCUUGUUACAUUCAUCCAAGUUAGUGGCCACCAGGUCAAAAUGGGAACAAUGUGUAUAGAAGUGCUUUUUUUGAUUUGUCCUAAUUUUUUUCUUUUUCAGAUCCCACCUGAUUCUUCCUCCCUAUCCCCUUUCCGUAUACAAUACAUGAUGUGUAUUUUCAGUUUGA
Crotalus tigris (Tiger rattlesnake) is the source of this 3171-nucleotide messenger RNA. RefSeq names its product FA complementation group G (gene FANCG). The transcript has 14 exons. Lineage: Eukaryota; Metazoa; Chordata; Lepidosauria; Squamata; Viperidae. Gene Ontology annotation, molecular function: protein binding. Gene Ontology annotation, cellular component: Fanconi anaemia nuclear complex. The record is from RefSeq and is a predicted model, not a curated record. The coding region runs from base 39 to 1976 and encodes 645 amino acids. Gene Ontology annotation, biological process: interstrand cross-link repair.